AACAGCAGAAGUAGGAACAAUAGGUGUAGUGGUAGUGCUUGUUUCUCAACUGAGCACAGAUAUGGAGCACGGAGCAACUACACCACUAGUACAGUGCUGUCCUUGAAAUUGCCAGUGAACUGACAACAGCCAUUUCAUACCCGGUGCACUGUGCACCCUGGACAUUCCGAGCUUCUUGAACUCAUCGAACUGUAUCAUUUCUUCUUUUCUUGCGCCCUUCAUCCCUUGGAUGAGGUACUCCUGUCAACAUGCGUCCCGUUGUUCCAGCCCGCAAUGAAUCUUCUUACUUACUAAACCAGAUAAUUAUUUCGCCAUCCGACACCGACUACCUUGAUCAGCUAAUUCCCUCAAUUCGAGAAUACAGUUAUGGAAACCGAACGUCGCAACUCUUACAGUCUCUAUCUAAAUUCGCUAGUGACAAGGAAUCAGAGAUAGAGGGUAUUUGCAACAGUAAUCACCAGGAGUUCGUAACAUCUGUGAACCAGCUUCUUCGCAUUAGAGAGGGCACCGUUAGCCUGACGGCUGAGAUACUAGACCUCAAUCAGUCUAUUCAAGCAAGCACGGAAAGAUUGGCCGAUCAGAAGAAGUCCUUAGUCGAAUCACGAAGUCACCGGCAGAAUAUCGAUGAAACAUUCCGUGCUAUUCAAGACUGUUUGGAGGUGUUACGCUUGGCAAAUCAAGUUCACGAUCUGUUGGCAAAAAAGAAUCACUAUGCAGCCCUACGCGCGCUCGAUGAGCUCCAAAAUGUCCAUCUCAAGGGGGUGACUCAGUACAAGAUUGCGGAGAUGAUCCAGCGAUCAGUUCCUUCGACGCAGAGAGCUAUAGCCGAGGCAGUCAUGUCCGACUUGAACACCUGGCUGUAUAGGAUUCGUGAGAUGUCACAAUAUCUCGGGGAAAUAGCUCUGUAUCACACAGAUCUGAGGAAGACAAGGCGGAAAGAAAGAGCGGAAAAGAUACCAUAUCUGGGACACUUCAAGCUAAAUUCUGCAAUCGAAUUGGUCUCAGACGAACAUGAAGAAUAUGACCUAUUGCAAAAUGAUGAGCUCCAAGUUGAUUUCACUCCGCUAUUCGAAUGUUUACUUAUCCAUCAGUCCUUGGGCCAUAUGGACAAAUUUAGAAUUGAAUAUGCGAACACGCGACGACGUCAGAAGGAGCUCUUAAUCCCUGCCUCCAUAACUUUGGUUGACGAUGAUGGUGCUAGCCUCCACAAUCUGCUCGAGGAAAUGGCAGGCUUUGCUAUCGUGGAACGAUCCACAAUGAAAAGGGUUCCUGAGUUAAGGUCUUCCGUUGAUGUCGAUGAACUCUGGGAUUCGAUGUGCCAGGCCGCUGUCAGCUUAAUAUCCAAAGCUCUUCAUGAGGUUGACAAUGCUGAAAGCUUGUUAAAAAUAAAAAACCUCAUCGCCUUGUUUAUGCAGACAAUGAAUACCUGGGAUUUUCCCGUUGGAGUUUUUGACGACUUCCUGUUGGUCCUUUUUGAGAAGUAUGCUGAACUACUCAAGAAAAGGUUCAGCGAUGAUUUCCAGGAGAUUGUUUCUACGGACGACUAUAUGCCAAUGCCAAUUCAGUCUCUCGAGGAGUUUGACAAAGUCCUCAGUGUCAGUUGGUACAAUCCCGAGAAACCGCGAGAAGAGCAAAUCUUCCCGUGCGUUCUGCCAUUCUCGCAGAUGUAUCCCCUAUGCUGUAUCGACAUCCGGAACUUCUUAAAUCAAUUCUAUUUCUUCGCCAACGAUGACUUCCCGCAUCCGAAUGUCAUAGAUGAGUCAUUGAAAAAUACAUUAGAUGAACUUCUUUCCUUCAAAGUUUGUGACACUCUUGUCGAACGCCUUGCUUCCCAGUAUCUGGGACAAAUUGUUCAGAUCCUUAUAAAUUUGGAGCAUUUCGAGUUGGCUUGUCAAGAGCUCGAGAUACUCCUUGCUGCGGCGAGAUCCCAGAAUUUUGCAGGCGGGCCAAUCACUCUGAGGGCCACUGGAAAAUUUAGAAGUAACAAGAAGGCAGCAGAGAAACGCAUAUUUGAAGUUGUCAACUCAAAAAUUGACGAUCUUAUCGAAACGGCUGAAUAUGACUGGCUGGCUCCAACUCCGCCCACAGAACCUAGCAACUAUAUGCAGACUUUAACUCGAUUUCUUUCCAAUAUAAUGAAUUCAACAUUGCUCGGUCUGCCAACAGAGAUCAAAGAACUUAUAUACUUUGAUGCUUUAAGUCAUGCAGCAAAUAUGAUCCUUGCACAACCACUUUCUCCAGAAGUGAAGAGGAUAAAUUCCAAUGGGGUUGCUGCCCUCGCAAAGGAUGUUGAGUAUCUUUCCAGAUUUGUGGACAGUCUUGGCGUACCAAUUCUUCGAGAGAACCUUGAUGAGCUGCAGCAAACCGUGCAGUUGAUGCAAGCAGAUAACGCGGAUGAGUUCUAUGACAUUUCUACAAGAAACAAGAAGUAUGGUCGUGUAGACGCUAUUAACGGCCCGAUCCUCCUAGAGAAGGUUACGCACUCCCUCCAAAGCCCUGUGAAAUUGGACAAAUUUACGACGCUCUCUUCGAGAUUCGGGAAGAAGUAA
Monascus purpureus is the source of this 2549-nucleotide messenger RNA. The record is from the annotation of a GenBank genome assembly. NCBI's taxonomy places the organism in Eukaryota, Fungi, Ascomycota, Eurotiomycetes, Eurotiales, Aspergillaceae.